Messenger RNA from Uncinocarpus reesii 1704, 396 nucleotides. RefSeq lists its product as uncharacterized. The coding region runs from base 1 to 396 and encodes 131 amino acids. The record is from RefSeq and is a predicted model, not a curated record. Lineage: Eukaryota; Fungi; Ascomycota; Eurotiomycetes; Onygenales; Onygenaceae. The transcript has a single exon.
AUGAACAGCCGUGAUUCGGUGGAAUACCACCGGCGAGCAUGGGCUGCUGUGGUUUGGGCUCUUGCACCCCCUCAGCAUCGUCGUUUGGACCCCGGCUUGCAACCAGGCGUCGUGUCUGCUUGUGCUUGGAGCGUUAUCAGUCCUGCUCUGAAAGCGACGGGCUGCAUCCGCGGUGGUCUUGCUGGCGGCGUCGUUGGCCUGGGAUCUGAGGUUGUGCCAGGGAUGGCCCCUCAAUUGGGACAUCCUGACAGCCCAACCGCUGGCCAAUGCGUCUUUGCCCGUCAAGCAUCGGGAUGGAUAUCUGGAAUGGAUCCGGCUUUCUUCAUGAUGCGAACACCUUCGACGCCAUCGGUUUGGCCUGCCGCAUCGACAGCGAGAAACAAUUCCCUAAGAUAG